Molecule: messenger RNA, 500 nt
Organism: Cucumis sativus (cucumber)
Lineage: Eukaryota; Viridiplantae; Streptophyta; Magnoliopsida; Cucurbitales; Cucurbitaceae
Exons: 1
Coding region: 21-272 (83 amino acids)
Source: RefSeq, a predicted model, not a curated record
CUUUGUGAUCGAGAAGAAAAAUGGAGAAGCGGGAGGCCGAUCAGUCGCAGGGACAAAACAAGGAGAUCAGGAAAAGCGAAAGGGAAAAGGAGAGAUCAGAGGAAAUUCCGUUGGAGAGCAGUCCGUACGUGAAUUAUGAAGACUUGGAAGAUUACAAAAAUCAAGCCUACGGAACACAAGGCCAUCUUCAGCCCAAGCCCGGCCGUGGCGGAGGCGGUGGCCCAACCGACGCCCCCACUCUCUCCGGCGACGCCGCCGCGACACGUCGGUGAUUAACCGCCAAGGAGUACCCUGAGAAGACAUUCGCUGGCGCUUUCUUUGGCCGUUCUGUUUUAUUAAGGAAUAUUUGUUUUGCUGUAGGCUGAGUCUUGUUAAUGUGUAACCUUACAAUGGGUAAGGUAAUGAAUGAAAACAGUUGGAAUAAUCGGAAUGGUAUUAUUAAAAAAUUGAUGACACUUACUAAAUAAUGAAGAGCAAUAUGUCGGUGUGCAUUAUAUCCU